This is a messenger RNA of Haemorhous mexicanus (house finch), 2131 nucleotides long. RefSeq names its product prostaglandin reductase 1 (gene PTGR1). Gene Ontology annotation, biological process: prostaglandin metabolic process. The transcript is spliced from 10 exons. The record is from RefSeq and is a predicted model, not a curated record. Gene Ontology annotation, molecular function: 15-oxoprostaglandin 13-reductase [NAD(P)+] activity; 2-alkenal reductase [NAD(P)H] activity. Gene Ontology annotation, cellular component: cytoplasm. NCBI's taxonomy places the organism in Eukaryota, Metazoa, Chordata, Aves, Passeriformes, Fringillidae. The coding region runs from base 582 to 1571 and encodes 329 amino acids.
AGGAGGCGUUCGGCCACUCCUGUGGCCGGGACACUCGCAGCAUCGUGGGGGCGGGCUGUGGAAACAAAGACCCCACCCCGUGGGCCGGGUUUGGGGUCCUUGGUCCGUCCGCCAGGACCGGGUCCCCCGCCCCGCCCCAGGGUCAUAAAACCCGCUGUUGCAGCUGGCCUUUCUGGGAAAAAAAGGGCAUCGUAUUCAUAGACUCGGAUCAGACUGGAAUGUCACAACUUAGGCUCAGCCUGGUUGCAUAUUAAGGGCUGUUGCCAUGACUUUCCAGCAUUUUUCUCAAGUGUUUCUGAAUUUGGUCAAUUCUACUGAAUUGUUUUGAAAACUUUGAGGAUGCAAUUUGGACCUGAGUUCAGUUUUAUCACUCAAGUUGUUUAUUCAGGACAUGAUUGCAUAGGCCAAAAGCCUUGCAUGAUUCUUCUAUCAAAGUGCGCGGACCCUGCAGAAAGCAAUUUCAUUGAAAGCCCACCAAGGUUUGACCUGCUGUACCUUACUGCUGGGAUAAUCCCAGAGGCCUAAAGGUUUGCACCUGUGGCAAACAGAUGUCUCAUUUUGCCAGAUUUGGAUGAUUUGGGAUGGUGAUUGCCAAGGCAUGGGCUCUAAAGAAGCAUUUUGAUGGUUUUCCCAAAACCAGUGACUUUGACCUGAAAAAGAUAGAGCUACCAAAUCUAAAGGAUGGAGAGUUGCUCCUUGAAUCAGUGUUUCUCAGUGUUGAUCCUUACAUGAGACCUUACAGUCGAAGGGACAUGAAGGAGGGUGACAUAAUGAUAGGCACGCAGGUUGCCAGGGUUGUAGAAAGCAAAAAUCCUGCUUUCACAGUGGGAGCCUUUGUUGUGGCUAGCAGGGGCUGGAGAACUCAUUUUAUCUCUGAUGGGAAAGAUCUACAACUCCUUCCUUCCACUUGGCCGGAAUCACUCCCCAAAUCUCUAGCUCUUGGAACAAUUGGCAUGCCAGGCCUCACUGCGUAUUUUGGUCUGCUGGAGGUCUGCAAGAUGAAGCCAGGAGAGACAGUCCUUGUUAAUGCUGCAGCUGGCGCUGUGGGCUCUGUGGUAGGGCAGCUCGCUAAAAUUGGGGGUUGCAAAGUGGUUGGCUGUGCUGGCUCAGAUGACAAGGUUGCCUAUCUGAAAAAAAUAGGCUUCGAUGAAGCCUUUAAUUACAAGACUGUUAAAUCUCUGGAUGAAGCACUGCGUAAAGCCUCUCCUGAUGGCUAUGACUGUUUCUUUGACAAUGUGGGUGGAGAAUUUGCCAGUGUUGCUAUCAACCAAAUGAAGAAAUAUGGAAGGAUUGCAGUCUGUGGUGCCAUCUCUCAGUACAAUGACUCUGUGCCUCAGAAAGGGCCUUAUGUGCAGCUUCCCAUGAUUUUCAAAGAGCUUCAAAUGGAAGGGUUUAUUGUGAGCCGAUGGAACAACCGCCGGGAGGAAGGUCUGCAGGCGCUGCUGAAGUGGGUCAUGGAGGGUAAGGUGAAGUGCCAUGAACAAGUCACUGAAGGAUUUGAGAAUAUGCCAACGGCUUUUAUAGGAAUGUUAAAGGGAGAAAAUCUUGGAAAAGCUGUUGUAAAAGUGUGAAGAUCAGAUAUUCCUGGGAGACUGGUGCAGGAGAAUGUGAUUCUGUCAAAUGCCUUUAAUUCACUUGUCAAAUAAUGUGAUCAGUAUGUUUCAGUCUUUUUGCUAGAUGCUUGUUCGUGGUAACUUCUGUUAAUAAUUUGGCUAAUUAUUAAUGUUAAUAAUUAGUCUAAGUAUUUAGUCCAAUUGCUUUGCUUGUGAAGAAAUUGAGAAUUGCUUCCCAGAGCUACACAAAACAAAGUGACUUAAAAUUGCUGAAAAUCAGAACUUUAACAGAUUUGAUAAUAGCUUGAACCUUUCUGUGAGCACGCUUGUAGAAAGGAAAAUCAAUUUGAAAAGCUUUGCUAACUGAUGGCACAUUUAAUUUUUACCCAUUGAUUUGGCCCAGAACUUUGCAAGGGGGAUUUUUUUAAACCCAUAUCAAGGAGCAAGCUAAGCUAACAAAACUUGGGGAUUCCAGCUUCCUCUCUAGCUGGCUUUUUAAAAAAAUUUUUCAUUAAACAGUGUAGCUUUCUCAGUUAUUCUGAGAAUAUGGAAAGGAAAAAUAAAUCUCUUAAUGUAUA